Messenger RNA from Adineta ricciae, 375 nucleotides. The record is from the annotation of a GenBank genome assembly. Lineage: Eukaryota; Metazoa; Rotifera; Eurotatoria; Adinetida; Adinetidae.
AUGCAACGACCGCCUUACGCAUUAUAUUUCCAGAUACAUAAUGGAGUAUUCUUUGGUUUGCAUCGAAAUUUGAAUGAGUCAGACAAUAGCUGGCUAAAUAAUGCCACUCAUGCGUAUCAGAUCGGAGCUGAUACAGUUGAUUGCACCUCUAUUGUCUACUAUACUAAAGAAGCCGUGCUAUCCCAAUUCAUGAGGAAUGAAUGCUCAGUGAUUACAUCAUUAAUUUAUUUCUAUAAUAAUAUUUCGGAAUUCAAACGAUUAGAUAUUGACGAUCAAGUUCAACUAAUUAAACUUAAUAUUCGAAAUACUGUUCAUAAGGAUCGUAUUAUCAUUGAGAAUUACGAAGAUUCUUCUCAUAUUGCUAAAUAUAUGUAG